This is a messenger RNA of Corapipo altera (White-ruffed manakin), 960 nucleotides long. RefSeq lists its product as uncharacterized. The transcript is spliced from 3 exons. The record is from RefSeq and is a predicted model, not a curated record. The coding region runs from base 293 to 943 and encodes 216 amino acids. Lineage: Eukaryota; Metazoa; Chordata; Aves; Passeriformes; Pipridae.
GGUGAGGGCUGAGGGGACCCCGGGGGAUUUUGGGGGGUGCAGGGGGGGAUUUUGGGGGUUCCCGCGUCACCCUCCACGGCUUCCCCCCAGGGACUCGGCCUAGAGCAGCGAGCGGAGCGACUGGUGCGAAAGAGGUGGGGGAGCGGCGCGGCCGCCAAGCGACUCCCGGACCUCCCAGAAUCCCCCUCAGUUCCCUGCUCUGCCCUCCCAAGAGCCCCUUGGGGACGCCCAACUGCCUUGGGGACGCCCCCCCGGCCCCAAGUACUUCCCCCCCGACCUCACAACCCCUCAAAUGCCCCUGGGGUCCCCAAACCCCUCGCGGGGAGGGCGAUGGGGGGGGUCGGUAUUUGAAGGGUCCCAACCUGCCCUUCCUCCCCCCAGCCAGGUCCUGCUCAGGCACCGCCCCCGUGGGCCAGAGGGGGCGGAACCUCGGCUUAGCUCCGCCCCCACAGGCCCCGCCCCCGUAGACCCCGUCCCCGACGACCCCCUCAUCCAGUGGCGUCUGAGGCGGCGCCGUGGGGAGGAGCUUGCGCUGGACACUUGCCCAGUGGGCGGGGCGACGCACUGGGAGUCACGUGAGCCCUGCAAGACACCAAUCAGGGGCCGCUUCUGCACCUCCCACCGCCAGGGGGCGACCUCGUCCCGGCCCGACUCCCAGGAGUCCUUGCAAUGGGAACCAUGCCUGCGGUCAUGUGAUGCCACUGGGGCCCUGUGGGGGGCACCAUGUUGGGUGUCACGUGAUCCUCAGGAUCUGCGGCCAAUCAGGAGUGGCGUCCAGGAUGCCCAGCAGGGGGCACCCUCACGGCAGGCACUGGUUUGUCCCCAGGACCCUGUCCUGCGGCUGCUGCGGUGCCACCGCCGGGCCCUACAGGAACAGCUCUGGGCUGUUGAGACCCUCCUGGAGCCCACCAGGUACCCCCCCCAACCUGGAGGGGGCCAAUAAAGCAAUGAAACCCCAAA